CUCAUUAUGUGCCGGGUACAGUGCUCAACAAGGGUAUGGGGUUGGGGGUUGGGGGUUGGGAGCUGGGAGUGGAGAAUCAAUCUUUGCCUUCCAGGAGCUUCCAAUCUCAUGAUUCAGACAGCCUGGAAAUAAUUAGGUCUACACAUGCUCCAUACAGUAGAUAAAAAGUAACCUGAAAAUGGAAGGCUCUGGCAGCUGAGCCUUGGGAGGAUUUGCAGCCCAUCCUGCUUUUAGAACAGUGGUAAUCAAUAAAGGAAAUGUGAUAAAAAAAAAAGAAAGAUGGAGGCCCAAAUGGAGACCCAAAAAAGAUCUGCGCAAGCAUGAUCGGAACAGAACCAAAAUUAUUGAAACAAUAAAAUUAUCGCAAAGAUAAUGACCAUCAAUAAAGCAGAGUCACAUUUAUGUAUGACAGCUUAAGUAGUUCUUGGAAGUCAAUUGAUUUUCCUUCCUUCCCUAACCCAUCUCCAAUUUAUGACAAGGAUGCAAACAAAGCGAAAGUGUAAAGAACAAAACAAAACAAACAGCAAAAUAAAAACAGCCUUUGAGGGCUUGGGUCCAUGUCAGAAAUGGAGGCAGAACGUCGCUGACUCUGGCUUUGGGAAUUAACUGUCCUUCGUGCUCAGACCCCUCUGGGAAAUAGUAAAGGUCUGAGGGGCAGGAGAUGAGAACUCCAAUUUUUUGUCAGAAGCUCAGACAAUGGUUACAAUAUAAUGAAGACUUUUUCUGAAUGUAAACGACCCCUUCUUAAAAUGUAUAAAAUGAAGGAAAUUAAUUAUCCUAAUUAUGUCUUAUUAAUCCUCAUUAGAACCCUAUUAAGUUCAUUUAAUUGGGUUAAUGAAAAGAGAAACGCUGGUCAGCUCCUUUAAAUCAAAUGUCAUCAGAGAGGGGGCAAUUUCUCAACACCCAACUCAAAAUUCAUUGUGUUCUUUCCAAUACAGGCCACGGCUCGGAGCAGUAGGCCAUUCCUUGGCCUUUGGAGAAGCUUCCUAUCCAACACAGAGCAGCGGGCCAUUCGCUGUGCUUUGGGCCCCUCCCCGGGACUGGGCCGAAACUCUCCUUCAGAACUGAGAGACUCAGACACAUGGUUCUGGUUGGAGACUGGAAGAGAUGCUUUGAAUAGAUGAGUCACAGUCAUUUCAGUCUGUCUCUCAAUCUCAGUUUCCUUAUCUCUAAAUUGGGCUUAAUAAUCAUAAUGGCAGUAUGAGAAAAGGCGAAGGGCAGAGAGUCUGGAAUAAGGUGAAUGUGAGUCCUGACUCUUUGGGAUGUGUAACCAUGGGCAGAUCAUGGAAACUUUCUGGACCUCAGUUUCCCCAAAUGCAAGAUUUGGGAGGAGGGGGUGGAUUAAAGGUACUCUAUGGUCUUUCUGAGUAAUUUUUCCAAGUACAAAAAUCAUGAUUUUUUUAUAAAGGCACUUUAGGAAUCUGAGAAGGCUGAGUUCUAGAAUAUAGUUAUGGGUGGGGGGAGGUACGGAUUUCGGAUUUCAGUCCUGGUGCACAUGGGAAAAAACGAGUGAACCAUCUGGAGUUUUGCUCUGCUCCUACCUGGUGGCCUUGGAUAAGACACUUAGAUUCACAAUCACUUCCCUGAACUUCAGUUUUCUGCAAUAAAAUGAGGAGUUUGGCCUGGGUCCCUUGCACCCCUCCAGACUCCCCGGGAGGAUUUUUAUCCCAAAUGGGCCUCUACAGCAGGGUCAGCCCCGGGCUGCUAUCUGUUCCGCAAGAAAGGGAAGGAGGAAGAGGAGGAGUGGCUAGAGUGGGGAGAUGGUAGGGAGGUAGUGAUUGGAGAGGAGGAGGAGGGAGGAGACUGUAUUGGAACCAUAACAUUAGAUUCAGGCUUCCCAGGGAGCAGGAAAUGUUGCUGGGAUUCUAUAGGAAAAUAAACCGAAGACCUGAGUGGGUACAGUAACUGCCGGGCUGACUGUCUCCUCUGGAAGCUGUGGCUGGGAGUGGGAAGGGGGGCGAUAGAAAGAAGAAUAUGUUCCCUCAAGUCUGACCCUGUGAUCCCAUUUGGGGCCAUUUCCUUGUCUGGUUACUUGUGAGGAGACUGACUUGCCCAGGGUCACCUGGCUAAUGAGUGUCUGAGGCCAGACUGAGCCUCUCUGUGAGUCCAGUUCAGCGUCCUGUACCACUUAAGAGGCCGGGACUCCUCUCCAAGGGGAAGUCCUUGGGCACGGAGCAGGGAGGAAUCAGAGACAUCAUCACCCUCCUGAACCGGACUCUCCCUGUACAUGAACUUAUUCGAUGCUGGUCCUCUACAAUCUCACAAUGGAGGCUCAGGGAGGCCGGGCUUGCCCCAAGUCUCCAGGGUAGCAAAUGGGAGGCUGGGGUUUGAGGGCAGGCCCUCAGCCUCCUCUUCUUUGUAGCCUCCAGCUCCUGUUUCUUUCCUGAAUGUUUCUAUGAAAAGGAACCACUUCCAACUUUAAAACCACUUUGCUUGUGGGUAAAUGAGAGGGGCUCCCUGGCCCUGGGGGCUCUGGGACCAGUCUGGGAGCAAGGAUCACAAGGAGAAGGGUAAGGGGUGGGGAUCAUGCCAAGAUGGGGGCCGUCCCCCAGCUCCCCUCAUUAUUAUUGACUGCCCAUUGCCCACCUCCCAUCCACAACUGUCUCAGAAUUCAGAAAGAGGAGGGAUGGCUUCGGCUGCAGAGCCAUUGUGACCCCUGACUUUUCCUCCAGGGAAAGAGUUUAAGGAAGUGGGGCUUGGAGGAUCUUUGCUGCCCAGAUCGAGGCUGGAUGAGGGAGGGCAGGAGGAGGCAGCUGGGCAGGAGGCCCGGGGAAGUUGGGAGAUCGAGCAGCCAAGUUGGGGCCGGGGCAGCCUGGGCCAAAGUGUGUGUGGGGUGGGGGGGAGGGAAGGAGGGACCGUUCUGGCCCGCUCGGACCAGAAGGUCCUAGAGAGAGGCGCAGGCCCUGCAGGGAUGGGUCGCCGGGCGUGCCCAUGAUGGCAACUCUUCCAGGACUAGAUGGAGGAUCUCCCCGAUCCUCCUUCCUCCUGCAGUCCAGGCUUCCUCUCCCUCACUCCGGAAAGGCAGGCUCGCUGGCCGCCCCGCUCCCGUUCCCGCCUCCCCUUUCACGUAGCUUGGCCAGCGCCUUCCUCUUCCUCCCUCCUCCACUCCCUCUUUUCCCUUCCUCCUUUGUAGGCAGCCUCCCCUCCUCUUCCUCUCAGGAAGCUCGGUGGCCGGCCUCCCUGCCUCCAGCGGAGGUCACAGGACUGCAGCUUCCACAGCCUCCUCCCCCCCAGCCCGUCCCUCCCGCCCCCCGUCCCCCCAGCCCGCCGCGGCCCCCGCGCCUCCGGGGCACCCUCCUUCUCCAGCCCUUACAAGGACAAAUCUGCCGAGGGGAAAGUCAGGAAUUCGGGGCCCUGACGUCAGCCCCCAGCGCUCCGGGCACUCGGAGCCCGGGAGACUGGGGGAGGGGGUGGGGAGGGGAUGGGAUGGGAUGGGAUGGGGAGGGGGGGAAGGAAGGAAGGAGGGGAAAGGCACCAACCAGCGGCGGCUCCGGCUCGGCUCGCCUGCCCAAGUUUCACUUUUUCGCUGGGGGUUGCUCCCGAGCCGAGGGUGAGGUUCCCCGGGACUAACUAGCUUAAGUAGAGCGGGCGGAGGCCGGCGCGCGCGGCAAGGGCUUGAAGAGAAUUCUCAGGUGCCAUUUGGUGCGAGAGACCCGGAGGAAGCUCACAGAGGUCAGCUGCUCUUCCACCCAGAUUUUCCUUUAUUGGGCCGCCUUCUUUGAUCAGAGACAUCACCGCUGUGAGCAGUCAUCUGCUGAAUCUGGUGUCCCUGGACCUUUGCCGUCACUACCACUGCUGACCCUCUGAGUACCAGUCAUGUCUCACCCUUCGUGGCUGCCCCCCAAGAGCACCGGGGAGUCCCUUGCUCACGCACCUGCUCGGAUGGAGACGACACAUUCGUUUGGGACGCCCAGUAUCUCCGUGUCCAUGCAGCAGACACCCAAGAAGUUUGCUCCGGUGGUCGCCCCCAAGCCCAAAUACAAUCCCUACAAGGCGCCUGGCGCCGAAGGUGACUUUCUGCCCCCUCCGCCUCCCCCUCUGGAUGACAUUGGCAGCGUGGCCCCUGGCUCGGGCUCCUUCCCCCCGCCUCCGCCGCUGGAUGAAGGUGUUUUCAACGUGCAGGUGAAUCCUGGGAGCAAGACCCUCGAAGAACGCCGCUCCAGCUUGGAUGCAGAGAUUGACUCCUUGACCAGUAUCCUGGCCGACCUCGAAUGCAGCUCCCCUUACAAGCCGAGGCCGCAGCAGGGAGCUGCCGUUCCCACGGCCUCGCCUCCGGUCUCCACGCCCGUCACGGGGCACAAGCGAAUGGUCAUCCCCAACCAGCCGCCUCUGACGGCCACCAAGAAGUCCACCUUGAAGCCCCAGCCGGCGAGCCAGCCCUCGCCCAUCCCCGUGGCUCCCAUAGGAAUGCUGAAGCCCCAGCCCCACCCGCAGCCGGUGCCGGCCUCCUACGCCACCGCGUCCACGCCGUCCAGGCCCACUUUCAACGUGCACGUGAAGUCGGCUCAGCCCAGCUCUCACUACAUGCCCGCGGUCUCGCCCGGACAGUACUACAGCUCGGGACCGAGCCACGCCUAUGCCCCUCAGGCCCCCGCCGCCCCCGGGCCCGCUCAUUACGCCCCGCCACCAUCCCGGGGCGGCCCGGACUACGGCUACGGUCCAGCCGCUGGCCGUCAGCCGGAGCCUGCCUAUGGCUAUGCGCCCAAUCAAGGCCGGUACCAUGAUCCUUACUACCCGGGCUAUGGGGGAAGAAACGGUUCUGAACCAAGUUACGGGCAGCAGAACACCUGGAAACCGGAGCCGGGUUACGCUCCUCCUCCGGCGGGGCCCCAGAAUCCUGCAGGGAUGUACCAACCCCCAGAGCCCAAGAAGACGUACAUCACUGAUUCCGUUCUGGCUCCCCAGGCCCCGGCCCCCCAGCAGCCCAAGGGUGGCCAUCCUGGUCCCGGGGGCCCUGUUUCUGGCCCGUCCUUCCGCCCAGAGGAUGAACUGGAGCAUCUCACCAAGAAGAUGUUGUAUGACAUGGAGAACCCCCCCUCUGAUGAAUACUUUGGCCGCUGUGCCCGCUGUGGGGAGAAUGUUGUUGGCGAGGGCACCGGCUGUACCGCCAUGGACCAAGUCUUCCACGUGGACUGCUUCACCUGCAUUGUCUGCAGCACCAAGCUCCGCGGGCAGCCCUUCUAUGCUGUGGAGAAGAAGGCCUACUGUGAGCCCUGCUACAUAAACACCCUGGAGCAGUGCAACGUGUGCGCUAAGCCCAUCAUGGAGCGGAUCCUGCGGGCCACGGGGAAGGCCUACCACCCCCACUGCUUCACCUGCGUCAUGUGCCGCCGCAGCCUGGACGGGAUCCCCUUCACCGUGGAUGCCGGCGGCCACAUCCACUGCAUCGAGGACUUCCACAAGAAAUUUGCCCCUCGAUGCUCAGUGUGCAAGGAGCCGAUCAUGCCUGCCCCAGGCCAGGAGGAGACCGUCCGUAUUGUGGCCUUGGAUCGGGAUUUCCAUGUGCAGUGCUACCGAUGUGAGGACUGCGGGGGCCUCCUGUCCGAAGGAGACAAUCAGGGCUGCUACCCCUUGGACGGCCACAUCCUCUGCAAGACCUGCAACUCGGCCCGCAUCCGCGUCCUGACCGCCAAGGCCAGCACUGACCUCUGAGAAUUGCUGAUGUCCGUUGUCUCCGAGGGGGAGGGGG
Molecule: messenger RNA, 5689 nt
Organism: Antechinus flavipes (yellow-footed antechinus)
Lineage: Eukaryota; Metazoa; Chordata; Mammalia; Dasyuromorphia; Dasyuridae
Gene: LPP
Product: LIM domain containing preferred translocation partner in lipoma
Exons: 12
Coding region: 3817-5652 (611 amino acids)
Biological process (GO): cell-cell adhesion
Cellular component (GO): focal adhesion; stress fiber
Source: RefSeq, a predicted model, not a curated record